Molecule: messenger RNA, 1828 nt
Organism: Musa acuminata AAA Group (dessert banana)
Lineage: Eukaryota; Viridiplantae; Streptophyta; Magnoliopsida; Zingiberales; Musaceae
Product: transcription factor E2FB
Exons: 12
Biological process (GO): regulation of transcription by RNA polymerase II
Cellular component (GO): RNA polymerase II transcription regulator complex
Molecular function (GO): protein dimerization activity; RNA polymerase II cis-regulatory region sequence-specific DNA binding; DNA-binding transcription factor activity, RNA polymerase II-specific
Source: RefSeq, a predicted model, not a curated record
UCUACGCUUUAGACAACUGUCCCAAAGACUUCCUUCCCUGUUCUCUGGUCGUUCCAACAGCCGAACAGCUGUGUAUAGGUGUAUAACGUGACCGUCCAUGAACGCUGCCUCUCAUCCGACGACCGUGCGAUGCUAACGGUGGUGUACGAACAAAAUUUUAAUAUAUUUAAUGAAUUAUCUAGUUAAAUAAUUAUUUAAAUGGGGCCGGAGUGACGCCUCCGCUUCAUUUCCGAACCAAGUCUGAACUCUAUUAUUCCCUCCCGCGCUUUCUAACCUACACACGACCUCAUCUCCCUCUCCCUCCUCCUCCUCGUCCACGGAUCCCAGACCCCGAUCCGCCCCAUACCUAUCAGCCAUCCCCCGCCACCACCUUGGGCGCCGUCGGAUCCCCUUCUUCCCGCUUCUUCCGCCGCUGGAAUCGGGCCAAGAACCAGGGUUUGGCCUCGGAUUCUUUCUUGGAGGACGACCGGGGGUUCCUUUUGUGAUUUGGUUUGUUUUGUGCUGGGAGGUCGAUGUCUGCCGGCCGAGCAGCUGGAAGCCGCACGCCGCAGCUGCCGAAGCGGUACCUUCCGUUCCCCUAUGCAACGCUACCGUUUUUUGCUACAGAUGAAUACCACCGGCUCCCGGCCCCCGAUGGGCGUCGGAUCACCGGGGAUGAGCUGGCCGAUGCCCUAGUUAUUAAGACGCCUUGAACAAGAAGAUGAUGAGGCUGCAGAGUCAAGUGAGUGGAUGACGAAUCCUUUUAAUGCUGAAAGACAUAAUAAUCUUUUCUCACACCAAAAUCAGGAAACAGAAGAAAGAAAGCUGGCAGAUCCAAGGUUGCGAAGUACAAGAAGUCUUUACCCUCAAGCCCCUAUGUCAAACCAUGGUUCACCUUCAUGCAACACCUUGACUUCAGUUGGUACUUGCCAUUAUGACAGCUCUCUAGGACUCCUGACCAAAAAGUUCAUCAAUUUGCUUAAACAUGCAGAGGACAGCAUCCUUGAUUUGAAUAAUGUUGCGGAAACACUUGAGGUACUGCAGAUGCUUAAUAACGUGGCUAAUGUCCUUGUAGGGAUUGGACUUAUAGAAAAGAAACUCAAGAACAAAAUUCAUUGGAAGGGACAAGAGUCACAAGACAACACAAGACCAGGAGAAGUUGAUACUGAUAUCUCAGUACUACAGGUGGAUGUUGAAAAAUUUGCCCUGCAAGAGUGCGGUUUUGAUGAUUGUAUCAGAUGCGUUGAAACACUUUCUUCACAGCAAAUUUGUGAAAGACUGAGGGUCCUUAUUGAAGAUGAAAUCAAUCAAAAGUUGGUAUAUGUGACUGAAGAUGACAUCAAAGCUCCACCAUGCUUUCAGGAUGAAACAUUAAUAGCAGUAAAAGCACCUCAUAGUACUACCCUGGAAGUUCCAGACCCUGAUGAGGUGAGUAAUUAUCUGCAGAGAUACAUGAUUGUCCUAAGAAGCACAAUGGGCCCGAUAGAUGUUUAACUUGUUAGUCAAUUUGAGGUGAGUGGUGUUGAGCCAUCUCGAAGGCUCGUUUCUGGGAACUCUGGCGAACUCAGGGUCUGUUGCGAACCCAUGCUGGCAGAGUUACAACGGAAGAGAGCAGAGGGUUAAUCAAGAUAGUGACAUAAGUUCCUCGCAGGAUUUUGGCGGUGGUAUUAUGAAGAUAGUUCCCUCAGAUUUUGAUGUAAGUACAGUUUUUGGUUAUGGAGAUAUUAAGCCAUUAUAUCUGCAUAUGCAACUCAUCUCUGUGGUCUGCAUCAUGGACAUCACAAUAGACCAUUCAAUUAGGAUCCCUUCUACAGUAUAUGUAAUGACUAGCAAUUUAAAUAUAGUUUGA